CGUUUAUCGAAGAAUGGUCCAGAUGGCGACAGUAUAGUGAAAAAUUGAAGGUGAAAAUCAGUGAUGGAGUGAUUUCGGAUUCGAACGCACAUAGUAAUUUAAAAGAAUUUCCGGUAACUAGAUGGCUGCGUCGUUUAUCGUCAUAACUUUUUUUGCGUUUUUGUUAGAAUUAUGUUCUUCAGCAGUGCCUCUUUCUUCUGUUAAUAGAGGAUACAACUCGCCAUUUUACGAUGAAGUAAGACAGCUGUUGGAAUUGAACGAUGCACUUCACCAGCAGGGAAAUUUAAAAAAACGUUAUGAAAUGGAAAAGUCUUAUAAGAAAGACACCCCGAAGGCUGUUAAAAAUUGGCCUGACUCCCAGUUAAAACUAGGGCAGGUGUCUGGGGUUGCUGUUAAUUCUAAAAAUCAACCCGUCAUUUUCCACCGCGCUGACAGGAUAUGGGGAGAAUUCACUUUCAACGAUUCGAACCACUAUCAACAAAUUAAUUUGGGUCCAAUAAAAGAAAACACCAUUUUAACAUUACACCCUACUACUGGAAAGGUCAUAGCGCAAUGGGGUGCAAACAUGUUUUACAUGCCCCAUGGUAUCAGCUUUGAUAGACAUGACAAUACUUGGGUAACCGACGUUGCAUUACAUCAGGUAUUUAAAUUUCGUCCUGGAGAAUCAGAGCCUGUACUUACAUUUGGGCAACGUUUCGAGCCAGGUUCUGAUUUACGUCAUCUUUGUAAACCGACACAUGCCGCUAUAGCUUCAACUGGUGAAGUAUUUAUUGCUGAUGGCUACUGUAACAGUCGAAUAUUAAAAUUUAAUGCAGCUGGAGGAUUACUGAAAGUCAUACCAAAUCCACCAGAGUUUCUGUCGCUGGUUGUCCCACAUGCAUUGGCUUUGAUCGAGUCUCUAGACCUUAUUUGUGUGGCUGACAGGGAGAACAUGAGGGUUGUUUGCCCCCGGGCGGGAUUGUAUAACAUCAGAGAUAGUGACAAGCAGGCUUUGACAAUUCAGCAACCUGAUAUGGGCAGAGUUUUUGGAGUUGCUUCAAGGGAUAAACAACUUCCAGAGUUUCUGUCGCUGGUUGUCCCACAUGCAUUGGCUUUGAUCGAGUCUCUAGACCUUAUUUGUGUGGCUGACAGGGAGAACAUGAGGGUUGUUUGCCCCCGGGCGGGAUUGUAUAACAUCAGAGAUAGUGACAAGCAGGCUUUGACAAUUCAGCAACCUGAUAUGGGCAGAGUUUUUGGAGUUGCUUCAAGGGGUGAAAUAGUUUAUGCAGUAAAUGGGCCUACAUCGCCUUUCUUACCUGUAAGAGGCUUGACCAUCGAUCCCAAGAGCGAAGCCGUUAUAGAUCAUUGGGCACCGGAAGAGGGAGUACUUUUGAUCCAGUGA
Messenger RNA from Agrilus planipennis (emerald ash borer), 1381 nucleotides. RefSeq names its product peptidyl-alpha-hydroxyglycine alpha-amidating lyase 2. Gene Ontology annotation, biological process: peptide metabolic process. NCBI's taxonomy places the organism in Eukaryota, Metazoa, Arthropoda, Insecta, Coleoptera, Buprestidae. Bases 122 to 1381 code for a protein of 419 amino acids. The transcript is spliced from 8 exons. Gene Ontology annotation, molecular function: catalytic activity; protein binding. Gene Ontology annotation, cellular component: extracellular region; membrane. The record is from RefSeq and is a predicted model, not a curated record.